Messenger RNA from Zea mays, 807 nucleotides. RefSeq lists its product as uncharacterized. The record is from RefSeq and is a predicted model, not a curated record. Lineage: Eukaryota; Viridiplantae; Streptophyta; Magnoliopsida; Poales; Poaceae. Bases 67 to 492 code for a protein of 141 amino acids. The transcript has a single exon.
CUUUAUUUACAACACAGCCUAAAAAGGUGGCCGGGCUAGUUGGUCUUUCUGGCUUGCUCGCAUUUCAUGCCAUCACGGCAUCGCCAUUGCAGCGCUCACUUUAAUUUACACAGCCAGCGGAUGCCGACCCUCACCUCCGAUGCCAUCAUCGCGUCCCCGAGGUGGGGCGUCCUCCCCUUAUGCGGCGGCGGCCGCUCGGGCGGACCGCGCACUCGCCGCCCGUCGUCGUCCGGCGGCCACGGCUGCGGGUGGCCGCCGCUGGACCGCGUGGCCGUCUGGGUCGGCGGCGGCAUCGCCGCGGUGUUCUUCGCGUCCCUGGAGCGGUGCUCGUGCGUCAACGUGCGCACGCACGACGACCUCCUCGACGACGAGCGGAGGGACUCGGAGGCGCCGCUGAUGAUGUUCGACGACGGCAACGGUAACUCCUGCGUGCAGAGGCGCGGAGCCAGGUGGUGCGGCAAGGGCAAGGGUACUGGUAGUGGAGAUUGUUAGUGUACGAUAUUAAUAUGUAUAUUUGUUCAGAAAACGUCGUUCGCCCGGUUUAAUUUUGGCUGUCGUCGCCGUCUUAAGGCUUAAGCUCCUGCGUUGGUCCUAUUUCGAGUAAGUUUUGCCCUUGUAAUGCUAUUUCCUGCUGCGUUUCUGUUUAAAUUAUCAGUGUAUGGAUGUUUCACUGCAUCUAAGUUAAUUCAGAGUUACAUACCUCUAAACUUGGUUCUCUUGUGAGUUCAUUUUUUUCCUUCAGAUGUAAUACCUGAUCUUACUAUGGCCAUCAGUUACACUUCGGCCCAGACUGGGGUUAUGUGUUUU